AUGACAUUACCUGCAAAUUCAAAAGCAUCUCACGAAUCAAGUGAUGCGGGAUGUAGAUUGGAUUGCAUCAGAAACUGUUCUUGCAUGGCUUAUGCCUAUAAUAAUAGUGGGUGUUUUUUGUGGGAAGGAGCUCUUAUUAACUUACAACAGGCAGGGAUUGCUGGUGGUGGCAGGACUGGAGCAGAUAUUUACAUCAGACUUUCUGCUUCUGAGCUUCAACAUCAGAUUGGUAGUGGUAGUCCCCUAAUAGUUGUUGGUUAUGAUUUGGCUAACAAUAUUAUUUGCUCUAUAUACAAACAGGCCUCUUCAUAUACUUCUGCUGUCUGCGCAAGGGAGCAAAGGUACAUCCUGGUUCUUGCUGUAAUUUCUGUUACUUCAUUGUCUACUGGUUGGCUUAACUCUAAGAUUCUAAGUUACUGGUAA
Molecule: messenger RNA, 423 nt
Organism: Dovyalis caffra
Lineage: Eukaryota; Viridiplantae; Streptophyta; Magnoliopsida; Malpighiales; Salicaceae
Source: the annotation of a GenBank genome assembly